AUGGUCACCGAACCAUCGGUUCCGAUACCUUUCUCUGAACCUCCAUGGCUACUUGGUCAGCCAUCUCCAUACUACAAUGAAUCGCACAGAGAAUGGCAAAAAUCGUGUCGAGCAUUCAUCGAGGAACACCUAUCGUCUCACGCCCGGGAAUGGGAAAACGAAGGCGACGUCCCGGACCACGUGUUCGAGACGUUCUCGAAGCACAACAUGUUGAUUCCCAACCUGCCGGCACCGCUGCCGGUGGAACUGCUGAAAAGCAUGGGCAUCGUUGAACUGCUGGGGGGGUUGAGGGUCGAAGAUUUCGACCACGUCCACUUUUCCAUCUACAUCAGCGAGAUGAAAAGAGCUGGACUCGGCGGGCCGCCCUCCUCGUUGUCGACGGGCAUGGCAUAUGGCGUGCCUCCGAUCAUCACCUAUGGCAGCAAGCAGCUACAGCAGCGGUUCCUCCCCGAACUGCUCAGAGGAGACAAGAGAAUCUGCAUCGGUAUCACAGAGCCGGAUGCCGGAAGCGACGUCGCCAAUCUGUCCACCACGGCGGAGAGGACGGCGGACGGCAAGUUCUAUGUGGUGAAUGGGACCAAGAAAUGGAUCACCAAUGGUGUUUGGUCGCAUUACUGCACAAUGGCAGUCCGAACUGGAGGUCCCGGCCCUGGCGGGUUGUCGCUCCUUAUUGUACCGCUCCUCGGCCAGGAGGGCGUUUACAUGCGCCGGAUGAAAACCACUGGAAGCACCACCAGUGGCACCACUUACAUUGAACUCGACGACGUCAAGGUGCCUGUUGAGAAUCUCAUUGGAAAGGAAGGGGAUGGGAUGAAAAUGAUCACCACCAAUUUCAACCACGAGAGACUGGCCAUCGUCAUCGGCAUCACUCGCACGUCACGCGUCGCGCUGUCCGCAGCUUUCGAAUACGUCAUGGAGCGCGAAGCUUUUGGCAAGCCGCUCAUAGAGCAGCCCGUGGUUCGAAAUCGCCUUGCCAGGUGCGGGGCCGAGCUCGAAUCUUUGUCUGCCUGGGUCGAGCAAUUCGUGUACGCGUUGUCAAAGAUGAAGAAGGAAGAAGCUGAUGUCCAGUUGGGCGGCCUCAUUUCCCUCGCCAAAGCAAAGGCAGGCUUGGUGCUGGACGAAUGUUCACGUUGCGCAGUGCUUCUAUUUGGCGGGAAUGGUUUCACGAGGACAGGCCGGGGCGAGCUGGUCGAGAAAAUCUACCGAGAAAUUCCAGCCGCACGGAUCCCCGGAGGCACCGAGGAUGUCAUGUUUGAUUUGGCCAUCAGACAGUUGGUCAAGAACUACCGCGCAGAGACGAAAGCCUUGACAGCUGCGAAAUCGUCCAAGAUUUGA
This is a messenger RNA of Cladophialophora psammophila CBS 110553, 1335 nucleotides long. RefSeq lists its product as uncharacterized. Gene Ontology annotation, molecular function: flavin adenine dinucleotide binding; oxidoreductase activity, acting on the CH-CH group of donors. Lineage: Eukaryota; Fungi; Ascomycota; Eurotiomycetes; Chaetothyriales; Herpotrichiellaceae. The transcript is spliced from 3 exons. Bases 1 to 1335 code for a protein of 444 amino acids. The record is from RefSeq and is a predicted model, not a curated record.